This is a messenger RNA of Trichomonas vaginalis G3, 273 nucleotides long. Its product is annotated as V-type ATPase assembly factor PKR1 family. The coding region runs from base 1 to 273 and encodes 90 amino acids. NCBI's taxonomy places the organism in Eukaryota, Parabasalia, Trichomonadida, Trichomonadidae. The transcript has a single exon. The record is from RefSeq and is a predicted model, not a curated record. Gene Ontology annotation, biological process: vacuolar proton-transporting V-type ATPase complex assembly. Gene Ontology annotation, cellular component: endoplasmic reticulum membrane.
AUGGCUAAAUUUGGUUCUUUCUUCGAUGAAAUACGUGAAGCUCUCAAACCCGGCGUUACUCCAUGGCUUAUCACACUUGCUCGUGUUUCUAUUGCUUUAGUAUUUAUUUAUUCAUUUAUCUCAAUGUAUCUUGAUUUCAAUAUUCAUUUUCUUAUUCUUUCUUUUAUUUCGCUUGGGUUAUUCCUAUCAUUUGAAUAUUCAGUCAUAUACAUGAAGAAAAAUGAAGAGUUCCUUCAUGAAGGUGCAAUCAAAACCCAGAAGAAAGAAGAUUAA